Aphanomyces invadans is the source of this 867-nucleotide messenger RNA. RefSeq lists its product as hypothetical. Bases 203 to 568 code for a protein of 121 amino acids. The transcript has a single exon. The record is from RefSeq and is a predicted model, not a curated record. Lineage: Eukaryota; Oomycota; Saprolegniomycetes; Saprolegniales; Verrucalvaceae.
UCGCAUCGUGCUGAAGAAUGAAUUUCAAUACACAGUUGAUUCUACUCGGUAAGUGUGGCCUGGCGAACCUGCCAACUUGUCAUUCAGCAGGCUGCCGCGCUGUGUGGACCUUCUUUCGGCUGGAGAUAUGAUACAUGCGGAACGAGUCACGUUGGGAUGACCGCGCAUAGGACUCACGGAGGAAGGAGUGUCUGCAAUCUUGAUGGUUGGUACAGCUGGGCUUUGGCAUGACCAACGUCUCGAAUGCCCACAGCCACGCAUUCAAGUCUUGUUCCGAACGAGCGGCCAACACGAAGCGCUGGUUUGGUGUUUGUAUGGCAAGGCGCCAGAUGCUGACUUUGGACGAGCCCCCUCGUUUUCCGCAGUCUGGUCGAAGGAUCUGAAAAUCGCGAAGACUGCAGUGCGACAGAUCGACCUGGUCAUUCAAAACAGGGCGACCUCGCGGGGCGUAGUAGCAGAGCUGGCAGUUGGACGUCAACACCGCUCGGCGCAGGGACCACGACACGGGGUGACCGAACCAACUGAUCUGGCUACCUCGUUUGUACACAAGGCCGCUAUGCACAGCUGAAGUUGGAACGGUUGGAGCGUAGAUAUUCAUGUUGGCUCCAAGCAUACGAUCGAGUUGUGAAGCUCCACAACGUGGGCAGGAUGAGCGAAACGACCGCUUCUGGAUGGAGCAGGUUGACGGCAUCAUGAUCAGAGUGCCCCGUGAAGGAGCAGCAGCCACCAUUUCACCAGCUCUGCGCAACGAAAUCAAUCGAAUUCAGGUCGAUGCGCCGGUUGGAUGUGUAAUCGAACAUCGCAUGUUGGACACAGUAUCGAUGCGCAUCCUGCACCAGUUCCCGUUCGAAAUUGCAUAUGCUCUCC